AUGGUCGGUUUUGAUCUGGAUUACAAUUAUGAUCCGCCUACAUUAGUUCGGUCUACUUGGGGUAAAAAUUAUGAUAUCGGUCUCUAUGGUAGGAUUGGUCUCCAAUGCCGCAAUCUUCACAAGGGAACAAACCUAAAGUUUAAACGCUUGGAGAAACAUAGUAUCAAGCUGACUGGGUACGUCAACUUCUACAUAACUUUGGAGGCAACCGAUCCAGCCACUGGCUCUCUUUGCUCUUUUCAGACUCUGUUUAUCGAUUUUGGAAGCUGCCUUUCGUUGGGGGCUAGGAUUACCUGGGUGACCUUUGCCUCCAGAAUCAAACAAAUACCUAACGAGCCUGUAGAUGAUGAAUGGGAGGAGGAGGACACACCUGGAAUAAAUGAGUUCUACAAAGGUCCCCUGCCCAAAUGGUUUUCUGAUGAAGCUUUGGAACGUGACACUAAAAAGUAUUACGUGGUGCCAGAAUCAGGCUGCAUAACAAUGACUGGCUUCAACUUCUCAUGGAAGUCGCCUUCUUCUCCAAAGCAGAACGUGCAUUGUUUGGAUGCUUACCUACCCUUGGAGCUCAAGAACGUUGUUGUGGAAACUUUUGAAGAUUACACAACAGAGCCUAGUGAGAAGCUCAAAGCAGAUAAUGCAAUCUUCUACAUCAGUUACAAGUGUUGCUCUGAUCCUUUUCUUCGUUUGGGUGGUCCUCACUUUUUGACUGGUGAUCACCGUGCCAUAGUAAGGAAAAUCAUGGAUGGUAAACCAGGCCACAUGCGUCUUGAAGUUGCCCUAACCAGAGAACAAGAAAAUAAGUAGAGAGACAUGUGGAUCUGGUCUGUUAUAGUUUAGGAGUUAUCUAACGAGUGGGAUCUAUAUCUAACCUCCUCUGUGGGAUUUCUGUCUGCAGUGCAUAAUUUGAUUGAGAACCAAGUAACACAACAAGUCGUCUAAAAGAAAGAAGAAUAUAUGCACAACUUCUUUUAAGAUACCAAGUCAAAACAUAUAAUAUUAACGAAUCCAAAUUUCACAAUUUUUGAAGCAUUAUCUUUUCUUUGCAAGUGUAUGCCCUCAGAGUUCUGAACAGUCCUCUACCAAAUGCAAACAUCUGCAUUUGAAACAGUCGAGGUCGAAAAGGUUGAAUUAUGUGAUCAAGUUAUUAUACGAUAUACUUCAUGAAAAAUAUUCACCGCGGAUUUAGAAAACAUUUUAACCGGAAGCACAAUAUUAUAAGUGUAAUAUAUAAUUCGAAUAUUAAAUUAGUGUUGAAUUUUAAAUACAAUGAUAUAUAUUAGUCAAAUAUAACUAGAAUUUUAUUUUUAAGUAUUAUAUUAUAUUUUUGUCAAUCAUUUUGUCCAUAAGAAAAUAUUUAACUGUUUAUAAAAUAUAUAAUACAAACUAGUAUAAAACUUAAAUAGAGUUAUGAAAUAUUUUCAAAGAAAAGAGGAAAGAAAAAAUAGUGUUUUAUUAGAUGCAUAGACAAAACAAGGUUAUGUAUAAAAGAUGUUUCUUGUUAAAAAAAAAGUAAUAUCUAUAUUAUUAUUUGCGAAGUAAAUUUUAGCAACGGAACUCUCACGUUAAAAGUUAGAGCGGUUAAUAUCUAUAUUACCCUUAAUGAAUUUAUAUAUAGUUAACUAUAUAAUCAAAAAUGAAUUUUUAUUUAUAAUGUUAAUUUUUUUUUCAAAAAGAUAAUUUUUAUCUUGUGCUGUUAUCUUAAAAUAUAUUUUCAGUUAUAAAAUUUAAAAUAAGAUAUAAAACUAUUAAUAAUAAUUAAGUGAUUAAAGUCAUUGUUACUCUUAAUGAAUUUUAUAUAUAAUUAAUUAUAUAAUUAAAAAAGAAUUUUGAUUCAUAAUAUUAAUUUUUUUAAAUAAGAUAAUUCUUAUAUAUUGUGUUGUUAUCUUAAAAUUUAUUUUUUCAAUUAUAAAGUUAGAAAAUAACAAAUAAAAAAUUUAGAAUUAAAUAUUAAUCAACAAAAUUUGUAUAAAUAUAUUUACUAAAAUAUUUUUAAUAUGUGAAUGUUUUCUUUUAAAAUUUCAGCAUAAUAAUAAAUAUAUAUAUUUUAAUUAAAUUUACGUCAUAUAUUUAUAUAUAUAUAUAUAUAAUUUAAUGUUGAAUUUAAUUUUUUUAAAAAUAUAAAUAAUAAGUUAUCAUGCUGAUUUUUAAAUCAAUAAAUUAUAAACUAAUAUAUAUUUGUAAAAUUUAAGUCCACAUGUACGAGCAAAACAUCUAGUUAAUAAUAAAAGAAAUUUCUAAACUAUAGGCUGACCAUAGUCUAGCGAACCUACAUAACACAAAUGGUAAAACAUAAAAGUUAUAUUAAUAUUUUUUUUUUUGAUCCAAAAAAUUAUAUUAAUAUAUAAAUUAAAAUUGAAGAAUAAAAAAAUUGUACGCAUAGCAAAUAGUACCCUUUA
This is a messenger RNA of Brassica rapa (field mustard), 2396 nucleotides long. Its product is annotated as UPF0725 protein At5g63820. Lineage: Eukaryota; Viridiplantae; Streptophyta; Magnoliopsida; Brassicales; Brassicaceae. The record is from RefSeq and is a predicted model, not a curated record.